AUGGCCGAGGGAGAUGAUUUCACAAUGUCAAGUUUGUCAACAAUGUCGGAAACGGAUUCACGUCCACAAACUGCACGCCAGGAUUCGGAAAGCGAGGCAUUCAACUUCCAUAACAUGGGGAACCAUAUGGCAGAUAGGAGUGAUAAUGAUGAUUCAAUGUCUAUGAAUUCGCAGGCUUUUGAGGAGAAUAAUCGAAUGCAAUCUCCCGACCCUCGGAAUUUACCUACUCUAUCCCCUCCAGCUGAUAGCAGUAUACUUUAUGCUCAUAGCGAUAAUGGGGAUAAUCGAAGUGACGGUCUGCUGAGUGCUAUGGAUGCAAGAGCAAUGGAGCAACAUCUGGAUAAUGUCGAAUCGAGUUUUCUUCCGACGGUUUCACCAAUCGGCAAACAUGGCAAGGCUGGUGCUGAUGAUACUUAUUUAUUUGAUGCGAAUCGGAAUGGGGAAAGGUCCCCGGCACUCGAAACACAAACGCCGAAGAAGAACAUUAAUAGCAGUGAGAGUGAGGGUUCCGGUUCACCCCCUACACCAGAUGGUGCAUAUAAAACUCCUGGCCCUGCCCCUCGAUACGCUGUGCAAGUUGAAAAUGAUGAUUCGGAACAAAGUGGGAACACGACCUCUGCUCUCGAAACGCUUUCAUCUCCAACAGCUGCCGCCGCUGCAAGAACUAUAUCACGAGCAAUGUCAGUGGCAAGUAUGGGAGAAAAUUUCGAAACCGCAUCACAAUCAAUCUCUCAAUCAAAAGCACAAUCAGAUGAGGAGGACAUGGAAGCUACACCAACAAGAUCCAGCCAAAAUUUACGAGCAUUUUCCGAAUCAACGAACGAUAGUUCAAGCCCGAACCACGAAUCAUCGACUCGAAGCAUAAAUCAGAGUCUAGCCGUCGAUGCCGGUGCGACUCUUGGAGCUGCACUCUCCGCAAGCAAUAAUUCUAGACCUAAAUUUCUGCGAAGUCGGCAUUCAAGUCAGAGAUCUUCUGUCUCUUCUUUCAUUACGAAUCCUGAACAUAAUGACGAUCGAAGCGACCUUACACCUGGUGCAGAUUAUGCUUUGCAGUCUGGAGGCGCGGUUCCUUCGGCAGGAUUAUCGCGAAGUGGUAGUAUGACGUUAUCCAGGACUAUAAGUUUGGGAAGUAUGGCUUCAGGUAUAGAUGAGACGGGUGACUCAUUCGGAAGAGUUGAAGGACCGCUAGCGACCUUAGCUGAGGAAGAUAUGAAUCGUGGGAGGACUGAACAUCAAACGAAUUCCGCCCCCGAAACACCUCGAGCAGCUAGUCGACCUAUGGACCCACCCACCGAUACAAUCAUUGCACGACACGUUCGCAAUGUUCAAGUACCCGAAUCAAUGGCCAAAGACUUUCGUACCAAACAUGGUGUACAUACACCCAGCAAGUCGGCGAGUUUUGCUGCAUCCGCCGUAGCUCAUCGAAAUGGAAAGAAUCUCACAUUAAAAGAACAAAGUAGCACAAUCGAAAGAUUAUCCAAGGAGAAUUUCGAUUUGAAAUUAAAAGUCAUGUUUCUCAGCGAUAGAUUAGACAAGCUCUCCGAAGAAGGUGUUAAAGAAAUGAUAUCCGAGAAUGUUGAGCUCAAGACAGGUUUGGCGGUUAUGCAGAGAGAUAAUAAAGCUCUUCGCAAAAAGGUCAAGGACCUAGAGAAACAACUUAAGGAUGAUGAGGACCGACCAUCCACAGCUCGAUCGGGUACAUCUACGGAAGGAAGUCAAAGAUGGUACCAAGAAGGAGCUUUCGAACGGGAGGAGGAGCUUCUUUACCUACGAGAAAAGGUUGAGGAAUAUUUAACGGAAAUCGAGAGGUUGAGAAAUGAAAGCCUUGUUCGGGAAAAUGAAAAGAGGAAUCUCGCUGAUCUAGUUCGUACCAUGGGUGAAAGACGAGGUCAAAAUAUCGAAACACGAGAAGAAAUGGAUGUUUGGAAAGAUCUUCUUGAGCAAGAAACUGCCCGUAGAGAGCAGAGUGAUGACGAGAUAAAAGUUCUUCGAGAAGAGAUCUUCCGAUUGAAAUCAGAGGCGACAGCUGGAGGGCAUGGAUUGAACCACACAACUAAUAUUUACAACAUAGCCAAAAAGCGUGUGGGAUCACCUUCAAGAUCAAAUUCCAAUAUGUCUGAUCGCGGGUUAGAUGAGAGGAAUGGUACAUAUAGUUCGGCAGGUACAUUGGUGGAGGAGAUCCGGCGAGAUAACGAACAGCUUCGACAUGAAAAUGCAGAGUUAAGACGGGAAGUUGGAGCACAAACAUCAAUGUUGACUUCACGGAAUCGCGAGAAAGAAAGGCUUUACCAAGAAAUUGAGGACUUGAAGCUUGGCCAGAGGAGAGGCGGUACCUCGGUGGCUGGGGAGAGCAUAUUUGAACGAUCAGCAUCGCGAGCACAUGAACGAUCGUCAUCCAGGACCAGUGCAGGUACACGACAGGCAAACAUGAGUGAGGCUGAACGUGAGGAAUUCGAGAAUAAGCAAGCCGAACUUCGAGAUAGAAUCAACAGUCUUAAGAUCCACAAUCAGGAUUUAACACGUGAACUCGAGUCUUGUAUAGAGGAUUUUGAGACGGCCGUUGAGCAAAAGAAGGAUGCUGUGGGUCUAGCUCAGGAGUUGCAAGAAGCUUUGGAUGUUGCCGAGAACGAUUUACUCACUAUGCAAGCUGACCGGGAUGAAGCCCUCCGAGGUCAAGAAGAAGCCGAGUUGAUGUUUGAAUCUUUACACAAAGAAGCUCAAGAAGAGCUUGAUGGGUUUGCUGCAGAGCAAGAAGAAGCUAAUGCAGAGAUUGAGCGUCUCCAGGCUGAGGUCGCUGAGGAGAAGGAGAAUUUCAAUGCUUUGCAGAACGAGAUGAGAGAAAUGAGUGAUAUUGUUGUUAGGUUGGAGGAUGAUCAUGAAAGGAAAUCCAAAAAGAUUCAAGAACUCGAAAGGGAAUUGGAUGAUGCCAAUAGGGAACUUGAGGAAAUUGAAAAGAAUUAUGUCGAAUCCAAUGAAAAGGUCAACCGGUUGAAUGUCCAGCAAGAAUCGAGUCAAAACGAGAUUGCAUUUCUUCGAGAAGAACAAGAUGGAGAUAAGAUUAAGAUUGGUGAUCUUGAGGCAGCCAUUCGGAAUUUGGAACAAAGUCUUCAGGAAGAACAAGAACGUGCUAGGGAACUUGAUGAACGCCUUGACGAGGAAAGACAUCAAAGAGAAGUUGUUGCUAAUCAAGAGAAGCAAGAGAUUCAACAAUUCGUCAAUGAUCUUAAUCGUGAAGCAACAACUGCCAAGGAUGAAGUCAGAAGAUUACGAAAGAGUCUCACCUCGAGAGAAGUGGAAGCUGCAGAGUGGAAGCAAAGACUUAUGGAACUUGAGAAUAAUCUCAGGGAAGCUCUUGGUGAUGUCAAUGGUACUAGGUCAAGUUUAUUGAAUGCUAUCGCCAAACUUCAAAGAGAGCACGAAAAGAAUGUUCGAGAUCUGGACACUGCCAAAGCUGCUCUUGCCGAAAAAGAACGUAUGAUCAAACAACGUGACGACCUCCUAGAAUCCCACGCACUCGAAUCCCGCAAAUUAGCAGAUAUGUUAGACAAAGAACGCCAAACACAUCGCCUUACCAAGAAUCAGUACGAAACAUCUCAAAAGACGUCAUCACACACCACUCGAACUCUUUCACAACAAGAAUCUCGUGUUCUGGAAUUAGAAGCAUCUCGUCAACAAGAUAGAAGAAAGAUAGCACAGCUAGAAAACAAUUUCAAGGAACAACUUACGGAGAGAAAUAAUUUGUUAUUAAACAUGUGGAGUAGGUUGGCCAGUCUUUGUGGAACAGACUGGUCUCACAAUAACUCACUUAUUAAUGGUCGUGCUUUACCAUCUUUAGAAGCAGUUUCGACAAUGUUUCCAGGUUUCUCAAAAAACCUUUUAGCAGCUGUUAAAACCAUUGAAACUCUAGUUGGAGAUUUCCGAGGUAGAGUCAAAGAUUUGGAUAGGAGACUCUGGAAAGAAUACUCAACCCUAGAGAAUAGAUUUGAGAUGCAAACGAAGAAGUUGGACAGAUUAGAGACGAUGGCAAGAUCUGCAGUUCCACUUAAUAGUAUGGACAGUAGAGCCGAAGUGGUCAAACUAAAAGAUUUAAACCGCAGUCUCAAAACGGAAAUUUCAAACCUCAAAGCAGCAAAUGGUGUUUAUGAACCCACUUCUCCCUUUCCAUCUGUACCUACAGGUCCGCGCCGACGAAUCGAUAAUUCGUUAUCCAGAUCCUCAACCAUGACGCGACACUCUUCAGCAUCGGCUCCUGCAUCGAAUGGUACCCCUUCAGUUACAACAUCGAGUUCUAACGCAAUGACGAGAACAGAAGGUGACGAGGAAUAUAAACCAGAUUUGAGAUGGCAAGUUCGAUUGCAGGAAUUGGAAUAUAAGUUGAAGGCGGAGAGGGAAGCGAGGAAAUUGGAUAGGAGUAGUGCGGCGCAGAGAUUGAGGGAGAAGGAUAGGGAGAAUAAGGAGUUGGUGGAGCAGAUGGAGAGGGGGAGGGUGAGGAAUGGGAGGUUUGGUAAUGGUAGUGGUGGUGGCGGUGGUGGUGGGGAGAAGAGUGGAUGA
Sclerotinia sclerotiorum 1980 UF-70 is the source of this 4551-nucleotide messenger RNA. RefSeq lists its product as hypothetical. The record is from RefSeq and is a predicted model, not a curated record. Gene Ontology annotation, cellular component: microtubule organizing center. The coding region runs from base 1 to 4551 and encodes 1516 amino acids. Lineage: Eukaryota; Fungi; Ascomycota; Leotiomycetes; Helotiales; Sclerotiniaceae. The transcript has 2 exons.